This is a messenger RNA of Hemibagrus wyckioides, 742 nucleotides long. Its product is annotated as troponin C, slow skeletal and cardiac muscles-like. Bases 149 to 634 code for a protein of 161 amino acids. Gene Ontology annotation, cellular component: myosin II complex. Gene Ontology annotation, molecular function: calcium ion binding. The record is from RefSeq and is a predicted model, not a curated record. The transcript is spliced from 6 exons. NCBI's taxonomy places the organism in Eukaryota, Metazoa, Chordata, Actinopteri, Siluriformes, Bagridae.
CCUCUGUAACUAAACUGACCUUCCUGUCUCAGGCAGCUGUUCAUAAACCAUUUCAUCUGAACGUCUGGGGAGAGGUCAGACUGGACUAUAAAACUGAGAGCUGGACUUAAACUCCUCCAAACACGCAGGACAGGACGAGUCUCUCACCAUGGACGACAUCUAUAAAGCAGCGGUGGAGCAACUGACUGAAGAACAGAAAAGUGAGUUUAAGGCGGCGUUUGAGGUGUUUGUUCAGGACGCAGAAGACGGCUGUAUCAGCACCAAGGAGCUGGGGAAGGUGAUGAGGAUGCUGGGACAGAACCCCACGCCUGAGGAGCUGCAGGAGAUGAUCGAUGAAGUGGAUGAAGACGGCAGUGGCACUGUGGACUUUGAUGAGUUCUUGGUGAUGAUGGUCAGAUGUAUGAAGGAUGACAGUAAAGCCAAAUCGGAGGAGGAGCUGGCUGAUCUGUUCAGGAUGUUUGACAGGAACAGAGAUGGGUACAUCGACAGAGAUGAGCUGCGUGAGAUGCUGAAAGCUACAGGAGAGAUGAUCAGUGAAGAUGAUGUGGAUGAACUAAUGAAGGACGGAGACAGAAACAGCGACGGGAAGAUCGAUUAUGACGAGUUUCUGGAGUUCAUGAAGGGAGUGGAAUAAACCUCAGCACAGCGACUCUGCAGCUGAACUCGAGCUUCAGUCACUGGACUGAAAUCAUUCAGGUUCCUUUGCAGCCAUGGAAAAGUUUUAAUAUGAAAUAAAGUUCUG